Messenger RNA from Striga hermonthica, 720 nucleotides. The record is from the annotation of a GenBank genome assembly. NCBI's taxonomy places the organism in Eukaryota, Viridiplantae, Streptophyta, Magnoliopsida, Lamiales, Orobanchaceae.
AUGGGAAGGAGACCAGAGGGUAAUAGUCCUUUAGACCUGAAUAACUUACCCGAAGACUGCACAAGAGAUCAUGGCAAACAAGUCACUGAGGAGGAGGAUUGCUCUUCUUCUGCUGGUGGUGCAGUGCUCGGGCAGCACAGAAAAAAGAAAAGCGGCGGCGGUAAGGAAGGCAGUGCCGACGAAGCUGCCGCCGGAAAAGUAUAUGAGUGCAGGUUUUGUUCCCUUAAGUUCUGCAAAUCUCAAGCCCUCGGCGGCCAUAUGAACCGCCAUCGCCAAGAAAGGGAGACAGAAACACUGAACAAGGCCCGUCAACUGGUGUUCAGCAACGACUUAGCGCCAACUCACUUGGGUUAUGUUUCGGGUGGGCAACCAAUUUCGCACAUGGUGGACGCGGGUUUGGGGUUCCGACCAAUGUACCCGACAACACGGCUAUUUCCGACCUCCCCACCGCCACCGCCACAGACGGCACCAUACAUGUACACAUCGCCGCCACCGCCGCCACCUCGUCUUUUGUCUUUCCAUACACAAUACCCACCGGCACCGGCACCGCCACUGCCACCGGCCACGACAAGUGAUUUCUUUCUUGGGCACGUCCUCUCGGAGGGAAACUACACUUGCAUCGGAGCUCCGGUGGGGCAAGACGGAGGAGGCAGCAGUGAUGGUGUUAGGGAUGUUACUUUAAACGGUACUCAAGGACUGAUGAGCUGGGGCAGGAGGUAA